AUGCGCAAUCAUAAUGCAACUUGGCUAAUAAAAAAUAAAACUAUGCCAGGAGAAUAUUGUCAUUUAAGUUUACCUGACGAUUAUAGUUUAAAUUGGUUUAUUGUACAUGCAUCACUUGCUUUCGUUGGAUUAUUCUAUGCACUACUUGGUUAUCGUUGGUGGCGAUUUACGAUGUUCGUAACAUCGUUCAGUCUUGGAUCUCUUCUGCUAUUUAUUAUCUUAUCAACGCAACCAACAAUGACUGAAUCGCAAUUAAUUGGUGUAUCAUGUUCAAUUGCAACAUUAUUUGGACUAAUUGGUGCACUUUUACAAUAUGUUGGUUUAUUUAUUAAUGGUUUCUGUUUUGGCUUAAUUAUAUCGAUAACAACGUUUACGAUAUUAGACAUGAAAAAUUAUGCGAAUGGUGUUUCAACUUCAUUUUGGCUACCUAUUGGUCUUAUUUUAUUAUUAGGCUUAAUAUGUGCUAUAAUAACAUUAAAAUUUCAAAAGACAAUGUUAAUUGUAACAUCGUCUUGUUUAGCAGGUGUAUGUCAUACACUUGUUUUAGAUUAUUUUCUUCAAUCAUCUGUUUUAUUUGAUUUUGUUCGUAAACGUUUACUGUUUGAAUCGACGGCAAUGUUGUGUAUUCGUCAUUGGCUUAUUGCUUUGAUUUUACCUAUAGUUUUAUUAUUGGGAAUUUUUAUUCAAUUUACAUGUACAGGAAAAAAUUACGAUCAUAGAGAUUCAUGGCAGAAAGCUAUUAGUGCCGGGAAGAAACGAUAUAAAACAGCUAAUUUUAAAAAAAUUCGACACCAUUAUAAUCAAGACACACUCCGUGAACAUAUUAUUCCUGAUGAAAGUAAUCGUUUUCGUUAUUUCUAUCAUAUACGACGAGCCAAUGGCGAUGCACUAUCAUCGGAUUUCAUACAAAAUAUGCGUCAACAAAAUUCCGCUACAGUUCAUUUAACUGCUAAUAAUAACAGUAAUAACAAUAAUAAUAAUGCUAGUCAACCUGUUGUAUCAUCUACUGAUGCGACAACAACAAUAACAACAACAGUAGGACCAAAACGAAAGGAUACAGACAGUACUACAACGACAUUAACUCAUUUAAUGUGA
Messenger RNA from Rotaria socialis, 1095 nucleotides. NCBI's taxonomy places the organism in Eukaryota, Metazoa, Rotifera, Eurotatoria, Philodinida, Philodinidae. The record is from the annotation of a GenBank genome assembly.